AUGUCUCUACGAUCGUUGCGGCCGUCGAGCAGCCGCUCGUGGAGAAAUGUAUUCCGAAUCCGCCAGGCCCGCCUCCCGCGACACCUCAACACGGUCGCCAAGUGCCCUUCGCCGACUUGCGGUUGCGCCGAGACACCCGCCAUGCCCGAGGGCCUCGAUAUCGACUACAAGGGGAAACUGAACGGGCUCAUAGCAAACUACGCCGAGCAAGUUCUAAUCUGUACGGGCAAAGACGACUGGCCCUCGCGCAUCGAGGAGGAUAAUGCCGGCGACAACCUCGCGGCCGAUCUAAAGGAGCUGCUCGGGCGUGGCGGCGUAUACAGCGAUCCAUUCCACAAUGUAUCCGUACUCAAUUCGUCCUUCCCUUCCUCGAUCUCGAACCGUCCGGAAAUCCAGACAACCUCCGCCUAUCUCCUCCCGAGCUUCAAGUACGUACCCUUUCUGCCGCGCGUCUCGUUCGACUCGGUACAAGCACUUGUUCGCGGGUUCCUCCUACCCGAGAAGCUGCAUCCCAUGCAUGACGGCCUGUCGCCGAUACACCGCGACCGGCUGGUGCGAAAGGAGAGGUAUCAGCAGCUCUUGUACGGCGUCCGCGACGUGCAUGAUAUUCUUGUGCUCAUAUGUGGCCACGGCGGACGUGAUAUGCGCUGCGGCAUCAUGGGGCCCGUUUUGCAAAAGGAAUUCGAGGCCAAACUCCCCAGAGCUGGUUACCAAGUCAUGACAGGUCCGCUGAUUGACGAGAGCCGCUCCGCUCCGGCUUUGCCUGGAACUACAGAUGAGCCACCAUCGACGGCCCGAGUGGGCUUGAUAUCUCACAUAGGUGGGCACAAAUUUGCUGGCAAUAUUAUCAUCUACCUGCCGCCGGCUAUGAAGACCAAGGACGGAGAACCGCACCCUCUGGCUGGUCACGGUCUAUGGUAUGGACGCGUUGAGCCUCAGCAUGUCGAGGGCUUGGUUGAAGAGACGAUAGUCAAGGGCAACGUGGUGAGCGAUCAUUUUAGAGGCGGUAUCAAGCAGAGCGGUGAGAUUAUAAGAUUAUAG
Molecule: messenger RNA, 1041 nt
Organism: Pestalotiopsis fici W106-1
Lineage: Eukaryota; Fungi; Ascomycota; Sordariomycetes; Amphisphaeriales; Sporocadaceae
Exons: 2
Coding region: 1-1041 (346 amino acids)
Source: RefSeq, a predicted model, not a curated record